This is a messenger RNA of Canis lupus familiaris (dog), 1060 nucleotides long. It is a transcript of the gene BCL2L12, whose product is annotated as BCL2 like 12. Bases 15 to 929 code for a protein of 304 amino acids. Gene Ontology annotation, biological process: regulation of apoptotic process. The record is from RefSeq and is a predicted model, not a curated record. The transcript is spliced from 7 exons. NCBI's taxonomy places the organism in Eukaryota, Metazoa, Chordata, Mammalia, Carnivora, Canidae.
CACAUGCAAAUCAGAUGGGUAUCCAGCGCUCCGCCCCUCCCACUACGGGGCUGACACCAACCCGGCCCAGUGCGCAGGCGCGGGAAAGUUGCACUAAUAAAAGUUUGCUCAAGUUCGGUGAAGGAGAGGGGGUCGGCGGCUUCCCGGCCCCAGGUGCCCCCAUGGCAGGCUCAGAAGAGCUGGGGCUCCGGGAGGACACGCUGAGAGUCCUAGCUGCCUUCUUUAGGCGAGGUGAGGCUGCUGGGUUCCCCAGCCCUACCCCACCCAGGAGUCCUGCCCAGGAGGAGCCAACAGAUUUCCUGAGCCGUCUUCGAAGAUGUCUUCCCUGUCCCCUGGGGCGAGGAGCAGACCCCCCUGUGUCCCCUCGGCCUUGCUCCUUGCCCCUCCGCCCAUGCUAUGUUUCAGAGCCUGGCCCAGCCACUUCCGAUUUCUAUGCUCUGGUGGCCCAGCGGCUGGAACAACUGGUCCAAGAGCAGCUGAGAUCCCCACCUAGCCCAGAGUUACAGGGUCCCCCCCUCACAGAGAAGGAAGCCCUACUGCGGAAGCUGGUUGCCUUGCUGGAGGAAGAGGCUGAAGUCAUCAACCAGAAGCUGGCCUCGGACCCCGCCCUGCGUGGGAAGCUGGCCCGCCUCUCCGCCGGCUCCUUCGCCCGCCUGGUGGAGCUGUUCUCUAGCCGGGAGGACAGCCCUCUGCCCAGCCGUCCACGCCCCUCCUUGCCCUGCCCAGGGCCUCCACCGCCUUCCCCGGAGCCCCUGGCCCGCCUGGCCCUGGCCAUGGAGCUGAGCCGCCGCGUGGCUGGGCUGGGGGGCACCCUGGCCGGACUCAGCGUGGAGCACGUGCACAGCUUCGGGCCCUGGAUCCAGGCACACGGGGGCUGGGAGGGCAUCCUGGCCAUUUCACCUGUGGACUUGAACUUACCCCUGGACUGAGAUCUUCCUCAGAAGCCGCUACAAGAUUAGACCUCAUGUCUCUACAUUCUUUGUGUGCUUUUCCAAGCCUUCCUUUCUCUACUCAGGGUUUUGGGGUGGUGGCUGCCCUCCCUGUGUUUGCCAAAAAGAAA